This is a messenger RNA of Chelonus insularis, 2567 nucleotides long. RefSeq names its product pseudouridine-metabolizing bifunctional protein C1861.05. Lineage: Eukaryota; Metazoa; Arthropoda; Insecta; Hymenoptera; Braconidae. The record is from RefSeq and is a predicted model, not a curated record. The transcript is spliced from 8 exons. Bases 374 to 2494 code for a protein of 706 amino acids. Gene Ontology annotation, molecular function: pseudouridylate synthase activity.
AAUGCAAAUUAAUGCCAACGAAGUGGAGAAAUCUAACAAAAAUAAACAGAAAAUUGUGGAAAAUGACAGGUAUGUUUACUAUAGUAAGUUUGGAGUAGAAAGCGAGGUCAGAGAGGUUAAGUAACGUUUGCGCGCGGGCUAUACUUCAAGAGUUUCGAAGAAUGUGUGUAUCACUUGAAUAUUAGAUCUUGAAAAGGAUUCAUGUCGGCAAAUAACGGAUAACAAAAAUUAUCGCUGUUAUCUAUACUAUAUGAUAAUAAGAUCAAUUAUUUCAUAUCAAGUACUUCAAUGACCGUAUUAUAACCGGUUUUAUCAGUAAAAAAGUAGGAAUACAUAAGUUCGCAUAAACUAAUAAUUAAAAGAAGGUGAAAAAAUGAAAGUACUCCAAAAUCGGUGGAAAAUUUUCGUGGAUAGAUCAAAAAAGGGUAUACGAUUUUUCAGUAAUCAAUUUGUGUAUAGCAAUGAGGUUAUUGCUGCUAAAAAAAAUAAUAUACCACUAGUUGCAUUGGAAUCAACGAUUAUUACACAUGGCAUGCCUUAUCCUGAUAAUUUUCAAACUGCAGUCAAUGUUGAAAAUAUUAUUAGAGAACGAGGAGCAAUUCCAGCAACCAUUGGUAUCAUCAAUGGACAAAUACAUGUAGGAAUGAGUAAUGCAAAAAUAAAUAACUUAGCUCAAUCAAGUGACAACAAGAUUAAUUCAAGAACUGUAAAAUGUGGUCAAAGAGACAUUUGUACAGCUAUAGCUCAAAAUUUAAAUGGUGGAACCACAGUUGGAGGAACAGUCACCAUAGCUCAUCUAGCAGGUAUCAAAAUUAUGGCGACAGGAGGAAUCGGUGGAGUCCAUAGAGGAGUGGAAAAAACUUUAGAUAUCAGUUCAGAUUUAGUAGUCUUAAGUCGUACGCCAGUUUCUGUCGUUUGUGCAGGAGUCAAGGCAAUUCUAGAUAUCCCUAAAACACUAGAAUUUUUGGAAACUCUUGGGGUUCCAGUAAUAGCAAUCGGAGAUGAUACAAAACUGUUUCCUGCUUUUUAUAGCCGAUUUACUCCAGCUAAAGUCAAAUCUCCAUCUUUUGUUAGUGAUGCGACUGUUGCUGCACGAUGUAUUAAAGCUCAACAAGAGUUGAAAGCUAAUACUGGGCUUAUAUUUGCUGUUCCUAUACCCGAAGCUGCUGCUCUCGAUCCUUUCGAAGUGGAUCGGAUUAUUCAGAUGGCUCUUGAAGAGGUUGAACAGAUCAACAUUCAGGGUAAAGAUGUAACACCGUACCUCUUGAAAAAAGUUAAAGAGUUAACUGAAGGAAAGUCAUUAUCAGCAAAUAAGACUCUUAUAGAAAAUAAUGCUCUAGUGGCUGCUGACAUUGCUAUUGAAUUGAGUCAUUUAACGUCAGAGAGUUCGUAUAACUUUAGUAAAAAAUUCAUCCAAAAUAGGCAUUUUUCAAGUAAAAAAUCAGUUACUGAUGCAAAUCUUGUUGUGGUUGGAGGAGUAGUAUUGGACACUGUGCUACAAGUUGAGGAACCAGAGAUUAGGUUUGAUGGUAGAACACACCGAGGGAAAAGUCAAAAAAGUUUUGGUGGAGUUGGCAGGAACAUUGCAUCAGCGCUUAUUACUCUUGGAGCGAAAAAUACUAAAUUUGUUACGGCAGUUGGAGAUGAUGAAGCUGGUAAAAUGAUUACUCAGAGUUUUGGAGGGGCUAAACAGAUUAUUAUUAAAUUGCCGGAGAAAUCAACGGCUAGAUACACCAGUGUGAUUGAUAUUAAUGGCGAGUGUCGUUUUGGGUUCGGUGAAAUGGAAAUUUUCAAUUCAAUUGAUUGCCAGUUGAUCGAAAAUAAUUUAUCUGCAUUUGAAAAGGCACAACUUAUCAUCCUUGAUGGAAAUCCACCAUUAAAAACAAUACAAAAAAUUAUUGAUAUAGCUUCUAGAUGUUCCAUUCCAGUUUGGUUUGAACCAACAGAUGCCAAGAAAGCUUGUAAAAUUUUUAAAUCAACCACAGAAUGGAACAAAGUUUUGCAUUUUGUUUCUCCAAACAUAAAAGAGCUUUUUGCAAUGCUAGAAUAUUUUUCAAUAACAAAAUCCGCAAUACCACCACCAAACAUACAAGUUGAUGAUAUUCAGGAGCUGGCUGUAAAAUUAGCAGAAAAAAUUCCAGUUGUAAUAACAACCCUAGGACCUGAUGGACUCUUGAUUAACCGAAGAUGUUCUUCAAGCAAAAAACCUUUUUAUAAUUCAAAUGGUAUUAGUACGAAAAAUUUAGUUGAAGAUGGAACUACAAUUCAAAGUAGAUUACACCCUCCAGUUGAAUUAAACACUGAAGGAAUUUUAUCACCAAGGAUCAAUAAGGUAAGUGUCAGUGGAUGUGGUGAUUGUUUAGCUGCGGCAAUUAUUACUGGAAUUUUAAGAGGCUUAAGUGAAGAGAUGUGUAUUACACUUGGUCUCAAGGCCGCUGCUGUUUCUUUGAAGUCUUUUGAAAAUGUCCCCCAAGCUCUUGCACUUCUUGAAUAAUUAAUCAACUCAUUUUUGCAUAAACAGCGCUUUUAUAUUGUAUCAAAAAUCAAAAUGAACAGUGAAAAAUUUA